Messenger RNA from Salvia miltiorrhiza (redroot sage), 2316 nucleotides. Its product is annotated as aspartic proteinase 36-like. The coding region runs from base 453 to 1955 and encodes 500 amino acids. The transcript is spliced from 10 exons. Lineage: Eukaryota; Viridiplantae; Streptophyta; Magnoliopsida; Lamiales; Lamiaceae. Gene Ontology annotation, molecular function: aspartic-type endopeptidase activity. Gene Ontology annotation, biological process: proteolysis. The record is from RefSeq and is a predicted model, not a curated record.
AUUCUCAUUUGGUCGUUCCACCCCUAUUUCUUUUUUUUAAAAAAAAUUCCACCCCUAAUUUAGAUAUAAUAUACCCAUUUUACCCUUUGAGAUUAAGCAAAUUCUCAUUUGGACUACCCGUCUUUGCUCCCCUAAGUUCAUAAUCAUAUCAUACUCUCUCUCUCUCUCUCACACACACACAUUCACACACACCUCGGCGUACACCAACUGUGUGUAAUUUUCUAUAUAUGAUAAUAUGACUAUAUCAUCGUCAUCUACUUGGACAGUUGUACCAUUGAUCUCGUUUUCUCGAUAAAUAGACUGACAUUUGAAUGAAAAACUACCUAAAUUCUGAUUCCACACUUGAUUCAUAUUCAUUUAUAUCGAACAGAACUAUUUGAGCAGCAUAGCUGUUCAGUUUGAACAGUGUAAACGUAGAAUUGACAAUUCAGAGUUGUUUUGUAGUGCCAGCGAUGGCUGGCCGGGGUUUUCUGGCGAUGGCGGCGGUGGUUGCAUUGGCGGCCGCCGCCGCCGCUGCCUCAGCGUCGACUGACGGCGUAGGAUUUCAGAGAGCUCUGCCGUUGGAGAGAGCAUUUCCAGUAAAGGAGGACCUGGAGGUGACUAAAGCUCGGGACCGUGCAAGGCACGCGCGCAUGUUGCAGAGCUUCUCCGGUGGCAUCGUCGAUUUCGCGGUCGGUGGUACCUCCGAUCCCUACGCCGUCGGACUUUAUUAUACGAAAGUUAGGUUGGGAUCUCCACCGCAAGAGUUCAAUGUGCAGAUUGAUACUGGAAGUGACAUCUUGUGGGUUACUUGCAGUUCCUGUAACGAUUGCCCCCAGAAUAGUGGAUUGGGAAUUCCUCUCAAUUUCUUCAAUGGUGCCUCAUCCUCAACUUUUUCACCAAUGUCCUGUUCGGAUAGUAUAUGUGCUUCCAUUGUUCAAAGUGCAUCUGCUGAAUGCGAUAGUGGGAGCAAUCAAUGUGCUUACUCAUUCAAAUAUGGUGAUGGAAGUGGCACAACUGGUUUAUAUGUGUCUGAUGUGCUUUAUUUUGAUACAGUUUUGGGUACCUCUUUGAUCGCCAAUUCUUCUGCCCCUAUUGUUUUUGGGUGCAGCACCUCACUGUUUGGGGACCUGACUGAUUCAGAUAGAGCAGUUGAUGGAAUUUUUGGCUUUGGCCAGAAUAGUCUUUCAGUAAUAUCACAACUGUCAUCACGUAGGAUCACUCCUAAAGUAUUUUCCCAUUGCUUGAAAGGGGAGGGUAGUGGUGGAGGUAUACUAGUUCUUGGUGAGAUAUUGGAUCCAAGAAUCGUUUAUACACCCCUUGUUCCAUCACAGCCUCAUUAUAAUUUACAUCUGCAGAGCAUUGCUGUUAAUGGACAACUGUUACCUAUUGAUCAAGGAUUGUUUAGUACAUCAGGCAACCGAGGAACCAUAAUCGAUUCUGGAACUACGUUGGCUUACCUUGUAGAAGGAGCUUAUGAUCCUCUUGUUGCUGCUAUAACAGGUGCUAUUUCUCCAUCCGUGAGACCAAUAACAUCUAAAGGAAAUCAAUGUUAUCUGCUUUCUACAAGUUUAGCAGAGGUCUUCCCCGAAGUUGCUCUCAAUUUUGCUGGAGGCGCAUCCAUGGUUUUAAGACCAAUUGACUACCUUGUACAUAUGGGAUUUGUCGAUGGUGCUACAAUGUGGUGUGUGGGCUUUCUUAAGGUUCCAAAUCAAGGCACAACAAUUUUGGGAGAUCUUGUACUCAAAGACAAAAUUUUCGUUUACGAUUUGAUUCAUCAAAGAAUAGGAUGGGCAGCCUAUGACUGCUCUUUGUCCGUUAAUGUCUCCAUAACUUCGGGCAAAGACGAAUAUGUUAAUGCUGGACAGCUGAGUGUGAGCAGAAGCUCUUCCACUGGUGAAAUCUUCAGAGCAAUGCAUAGGUAUUAUGGUGCUCUGGUACUGCGUUUGUUGCUGUUAGGGAUUCUUUGUCUGUAGAUUAUUUCCACUCAUGCCUAUUUUUUCUUCCAUUUCUGAUUUCGUCAAUUUAUAUUUGUUGCAAUUGGCAACAUUCUUCAUGUCAUCUUCAAGGUCAUAAGAAAAUGAAAAAAAAAAAAAAAACCAGAAAAUUAGGUUAACUAGAGGAUUUGGUAGCAUGGUGACAGUGAGGAAGAUCUCUAAGAUUUUAUUUUUAUUAAUUUUAAAUGUGUUCGAAUAUAAAUAUAUUUGCAUUUAGAUUCUGUUGUAGCUGCAUAUUUUCUAUUCCUACAUUCUCAAAAAUGGUACAUGGGAAUAUGGGAUUAGAGAUACUAUCAAGUUUUGUUCCACUGUUUACUGGAUAAUGUUUAUUUGUGUUGAA